Messenger RNA from Arvicanthis niloticus (Nile rat), 1158 nucleotides. RefSeq names its product C-type lectin domain family 6 member A-like. The record is from RefSeq and is a predicted model, not a curated record. Lineage: Eukaryota; Metazoa; Chordata; Mammalia; Rodentia; Muridae.
CAUUGACCAUCUCUAUCAAAUUUAGCUCAGAGUGUGUGGAGGUUGACUGUGAGCUUUGGCCAUUUUGAAAGGAGCAAGGUCCCUGAGUCAUAUCUCAGAGAGACAGAUACAAGAAGUCCUUAACCUUAUUAACAUAUACUUCAACAAUGAUGCAGGAAAAACCUCCCCAAGGGAAGGCAGUCUGCUGGACCCUGAGACUCUGGUCAGUUGCUGUGAUUUCCAUGUUACUCCUCAGUGUCUGUUUCAUCGCAAGCUGUAAAGUGACUUACCAGUUUAUGAUGGACACGCCCAAUAGAAGACUAUCUAAACUUCACACAUACCAUUCCAAUCUUACCUGCUUUAGUGAAGGAACUAUGGUGUCAGACAAAGUCUGGAGCUGUUGCCCAAAGGAUUGGAAGCCUUUUGGUUCCCACUGCUACUUCAUUUCAACUGACUUGGAGGCAUCUUGGAACAAGAGUAAGGAGAAGUGCUCCCACAUGGGUGCUCAUCUGGUUGUGAUCCACAGCCAGGAAGAGCAGGAUUUCAUCACUGGGAUCCUGAAAACCGAUGCUGGCUAUUUUAUAGGACUUUUGGAUGCUGGUGAUAGACAAUGGCAAUGGAUUGAUCAGACACCAUACAAAAAGAGCGCCACAUUCUGGCAUAAAGGUGAGCCCAGCAAUGACUAUGAAAAAUGUGUUAUAAUAAAUCAUCGUAAGAGUAUUGGAUGGGGCUGGAAUGAUAUUGAUUGCAGUGAUAAAGAAAACUCAGUUUGUCAGAUGAAGAAAAUAUACUUAUGAAUCACAUAUCCUCCAUGGCCUUGGAAUUGCAUUGUUAUCCACCAUUACACAGAUAUCUGGAAAGUUCUGCAUGUAGAAGAGAUGUCCAGAGAAUCUAAAUAGGAGCAAAUGGUUAUACUUAUGAAAACUCUGGCCCACAUAUAUACUUGUGUAUUCAUCUACUUACUCUAUCAUAACAUGACCUAUUUUUGACAACUUUUUAUUUCUCAGAGACUAUACUGAUACCUUUUCAGGCAUACAUAGAGUAUUUCUGCCAAGUCCCCAACAUUCAUUUACUCAUGCCAUUAUAUGAUAUGUUCUCUCAAUCUAUCUUUUUUCUGUUUUAAUCCACCUUUGGCAUUCUUGAUAUGAAAUUGAGAAGUAAAAUUAUAUAUAUUUAAUU